Messenger RNA from Fulmarus glacialis (Northern fulmar), 783 nucleotides. It is a transcript of the gene SLC25A26, whose product is annotated as solute carrier family 25 (S-adenosylmethionine carrier), member 26. Lineage: Eukaryota; Metazoa; Chordata; Aves; Procellariiformes; Procellariidae. The annotation marks the transcript as partial. Gene Ontology annotation, molecular function: S-adenosyl-L-methionine transmembrane transporter activity. Gene Ontology annotation, cellular component: mitochondrial inner membrane. The record is from RefSeq and is a predicted model, not a curated record. The transcript has 9 exons.
UUUGUCUUGAAGGCUGGUGGAGUUGCUGGUGUCUGUGUUGACUUGAUCCUUUUUCCCUUGGAUACUGUAAAAACAAGACUGCAGAGUCCUCAAGGAUUUAGGAAUGCUGGUGGUUUUCGUGGCAUCUAUGCAGGUGUUCCUUCCACGGCUAUAGCAUCCUUUCCAAAUGCUGCUGCAUUUUUUAUCACCUAUGAGAAUAUGAAAUCCAUGCUGCACCAUGGCUCUACGUCUUACUUGACUCCAGCAACACACAUGGUGGCUGCCUCUCUUGGGGAAGUGGUUGCAUGCCUCAUACGGGUUCCAUCUGAGGUUGUCAAGCAAAGGGCCCAGGUUUCUCCUUCCUCGAGUACCCUCCGGAUUCUCUCCCACACCUUGUAUCAUGAGGGUAUUCAAGGACUUUAUCGGGGUUAUAAAAGCACAGUAUUAAGAGAGAUUCCUUUCUCUCUGGUACAAUUUCCCCUCUGGGAGUCCUUAAAGGAUCUCUGGUCAUGGAAGCGGGGUCACGUGGUGGAUUCUUGGCAGUCAGCAGUCUGUGGAGCUUUUGCAGGUGGAUUUGCAGCUGCAGUCACCACACCUCUCGAUGUAGCAAAGACGAGAAUUAUGUUGGCAAAGGCUGGUUCCAGCAAUGCUAGCGGGAAUGUUCUGGCUGCCCUCGGUGGCAUCUGGAGGACACAAGGCCUUUCAGGCUUGUUUGCAGGUGUUGUCCCACGGAUGGCAGCCAUCAGCCUGGGAGGCUUCAUCUUCCUGGGGACAUAUGAGAAGACUCGCCAGCUGCUGCUCUGA